Messenger RNA from Rotaria sp. Silwood1, 261 nucleotides. The record is from the annotation of a GenBank genome assembly. Lineage: Eukaryota; Metazoa; Rotifera; Eurotatoria; Philodinida; Philodinidae.
AUGAUCAAUGUCAAGAUACAAUGGUACAAUUUUUUUUUUGCAUUUUUAUCAAAUGUAUUAACAACAGAAAAUUUUCAUCAUAAAUUUCCUUCAAUUGAUGAUCUUGUACUUGAUUUUCAUUUACAAGUUGAUGCUGCUUUUCAAAUAUCAAGACCAUUAUUUAAUCUUAAUAUUCAAAUACAAAAUUAUAUUGAUGCAGUUACAGUUGUUAUGUCGACUGUACUUGAUUUUGUUAAAACUCUUCAUCCACAACGAACAUGA